ACUCUCCUCUCAUAUAUCUCUCCAAAAACAUCCAGCCACCCUCUCAGAUUUCUCUCCAAAAAACCCAGCCACCUUCGGUCCCCUCUCCCUCCAAUCUCCGGCUUCAAGGUCCAAGACACCACCGGCCAGCUCCAGCUUCCGCCGGCGCCGCCCAUCACCGGCAAAACCAGGAUUGUGUGGGAGCAAUUGAUGGAACUCAUGUCCGUGCAUCUGUUCCAAUUGAAAUCCAAGGAAGGUUUCGUGGUCGAAAGGGGGGGACAACACAAAAUGUGUUAGCUGCAGUUUCGUUUGACUUAAGAUUCACCUAUAUGUUAGCUGGUUGGGAAGGCAGUGCUCAUGAUUCUCGUAUUUUAAAUGAUGCACUUAGUAGACCAAGGGGACUUAAAAUUCCAGAAGCAAUGUCCAAGAACAAGGGGAAAGAAUCAGGAACUCAACUUAGGUGGACACAACCAAUGUGUGACAUGCUAUUUAAAAUGUUGGUUGUUGAGGCUGAACAAGGCAACAAGCCCUCAAACAAAUAUAAGCCUCAAUCCCUUGACAAAGUGGCAAAAGAAAUUGGUGUGAAGUUUAAUGUAGAGUGUCAUGCAUCACAUGUGCAUAACCGCCUUCGUACGGUUAGAAAAGAGUGGAAACUCGUUCAGGAUAUUCGAAAAAAAAGUGGAUUUGGUUGGGAUGAUAAUUUGAAAAUGAUCACAUGUGACAAGCAAACUUAUGAUGCUGAAGUGCUGGCUCAUCCCGCUCAUGCGCCUUAUUUAAAUAAAAAAAUUGAACAGUAUGAUGAGAUGGCUAUUGUUGUUGGUAAGGACAUGGCAACCGGUGGCUUUUCAAAGCAAUGGAGUGAACAUUCUCCAUUGGUUGAAAAUGAGACCCCACAAAAUGACAUCCAAAAUCCAGAAUUUGAAGGUGACACUGAUACGUUGCCAAAAGAUGCCCAUGAAGCUUCCAAUGGAACUUCAUCUAAGGGAAGGAGCCAUAGAAAGAGAACUUAUGCAGCUAUGAAUGAAGAUAGUCCUUUUAGUGAGAUGACUGAACAACUCAAACAGAUUGCAGUAGCUGUUACAGCUCUGAGUCAUGGCCCAGUUAAUACAAAUGAGCUUCAUAAAGUAGUGAUGAAUGUUGAAGGCUUUGAAGAAGACAUGCUUGAUGAAGCUUUUGAUCAUUUGGUUAAUGAUGAAAAGGCAGGAAGGGCCUUUAUGGCUAAAAAUGAUAGGAUGAGAAAGCUUUGGUUGGAGAAAUUUUUCAACAAAACCUUCUAACUUGAAGUUGCUGGAUACGUUGUGUGAAACAUGUUAGUGGUACCAUGGUAUUCUUUAGGUUAUUAAUAAUUAUGGAACACUGAUUGACAUGUUUUGGAGUUAUUAUGGAAUAAUGUUAUAUUUUGGAUUCAU
Messenger RNA from Quercus lobata, 1388 nucleotides. RefSeq lists its product as uncharacterized. Bases 309 to 1256 code for a protein of 315 amino acids. The record is from RefSeq and is a predicted model, not a curated record. Lineage: Eukaryota; Viridiplantae; Streptophyta; Magnoliopsida; Fagales; Fagaceae. The transcript has 4 exons.